This is a messenger RNA of Panicum hallii, 696 nucleotides long. Its product is annotated as photosystem I reaction center subunit VI, chloroplastic. The coding region runs from base 61 to 501 and encodes 146 amino acids. Gene Ontology annotation, biological process: photosynthesis. The record is from RefSeq and is a predicted model, not a curated record. The transcript has 2 exons. Gene Ontology annotation, cellular component: photosystem I; chloroplast thylakoid membrane; photosystem I reaction center. NCBI's taxonomy places the organism in Eukaryota, Viridiplantae, Streptophyta, Magnoliopsida, Poales, Poaceae.
AAGUUUGUGCACGUACACGCACCGGAACACAGCUACCGGUCAUACACAGCACCAACCGCCAUGGCCUCCCUCGCCGCUGUUUCCGUGCAGCCGGUCGCCGUGAAGGGCCUCGCCGGCAGCUCCAUCUCCGGCCGGAGGCUCGCGGUCGUCAGGCCGUCGCCCCGCGCCGCCUGCCGCUCCGCCCGCAGGCCCCGCGGCGCCGCCGUGGUGGCCAAGUACGGCGACAAGAGCGUCUACUUCGACCUCGACGACAUCGGCAACACCACCGGGCAGUGGGACCUCUACGGCUCCGACGCGCCCUCGCCCUACAACCCGCUCCAGAGCAAGUUCUUCGAGACGUUCGCGGGGCCGUUCACCAAGAGGGGCCUGCUGCUCAAGUUCCUGCUGCUGGGCGGCGGCUCGCUGCUGGCCUACGUCAGCGCGUCGGCGUCGCCGGACCUGCUGCCGAUCAAGAAGGGGCCGCAGCAGCCGCCGCAGCCGGGCCCGCGCGGCAAGAUCUAAAGCCCGUCAGUUGUGCCUCCUCUCCAUCUGUCCACUAGCUGCUUGCUCGUACCGCUAGCUCCGGUCGCCAUGGAUGAUCCUCCCUGCCUGUUGUGCUGCUGAAAUUCGAUCGCGGCUGCCUGUUUAUCGAUGUUGAUAUUGUUGUAUCUAUACUCUGGCAUACAAUUUAAACGGUGUGUUGCGUGCUUACCUGCA